AUGAUGCAAGCCACACGUAAGAAUUUUGAAUCCGAAGAGUUAUUGGAUGAUGAGCUUUCAUCAUCUUCCCACACAACCUCUUCCGAAAUUCAUUUCAAUGAACCAAAUUUGGAUUCAUCCUCGAAUAGGAUAAUUACAUCAUCAUUAUUGGUGAAUCAUCAUCACAGUGAUGAUACUAACAAUUUCAAUAAUAACAUUGAAAAUUCAAAGCAUGGAGAGAUCAAUCAAAUCAUCAAUGCUAAUAUUAAUUUAAAUCAUUCCGUUUCAUUCCGAAUGGAUCUACCAUCCCACCAUAACAGUAGUUCAAACCAAGAAGGAAUUCAAUUUGAUGAAACGUCCAACACCAACAACACAUUGAAACAACAAGCGUUGAAACAACAGGAAGCUUACGGAAAAGUAACUUCUGGUUCUUCGGAUGAACCUACCAACAAUAAGAAGAAUCAACCAUCAUCAUCACUUCAACAACAACAACCUAUUUAUUGGAUUCCCAUGCAUAAACCCUCGUUAUUGGAAGAACCCAAUCAACAACUCCAAAAUAUUAUUAGCCCCUCUCUAGAAGAUGAUUCCUUCUUGAUGAUAGACGUCAACGAGAGAGGAGAUUUAUAUACGAGCCAGACCUUUCUCGAUUCGAAUGGAGUGAGGCACGAUGAAGAAAUUCGUAAACAUCGGUUAUAUCCGAGUAUGAUUCCGAGUGGAGAGGGAUUUGCUGGAUCUCUCCCAAAGUACUCGGUCUGUUUGGAUUUGGAUCAAGUGGCUAAAGAGAUGGGAAGUGAUAUUCAGGUGGAUGUGAGCUCGUUUGUGAAUGCUCCAAAUUCGACAGCGACCACUCCAAAUGUCAUGGAUUCAAGUAAUAAUAUCAAGGAUCAGAAUCAUGAGGUCAAUGCAAUGACCAUGUAUCCCUUGUUAAUUUCAGCAGUAGAUUCCGAUUCCUUGUUUGGAAACGCCAUUGGUAGUCAAUUAGUGAAACGGAGUGGGGGCGAUGCUAGCAGCAGCGGUAGUAAUUUAGGACAAGCUCUGGCAGCAUCAGCGUCCACAACAACAACAACCAUUAUGGCCACUUCAGUUGAUUUAAUUCCAUUAUUACAGCCACAAAUUGAAUUAGGAUAUUUAAACAAUUUAUUAUUGAAUGAAUCGGCGGUAUUGGACAGGAUGGGAAAAAGACAAAUUGAAUUUCAUCAUGAUUUUUAUGUUUUGUGUUAUGAAUAUUAUAAUUCGUUUUGCAAGGUGAAGAAACUGAAAGACUCACUCGCUCAAUUAGUAUCGGAACAGAAAGGAUUACAGAAGUCUCUAUUUACAUUCUCUACUAAAACUUUUCAGUCACCAACCUGUCAAUGUGGUGAUGGCUAUCAAUUGGUGGGAUCUGUGACGGCUCUCAAUGCUACGCCAAACAAACAUGUGAUUGAAGCUUUACACAAAAAUUUUGCACAAAUCCGAAGAUUGUACCAUGACAAUGUUGUGGAGGCAAAUUUAUUGAACAAGUAUGCGAACAUUCGAAUUAGUCAUUAUUUAGAUGAACUUAUUUCCAGCUCUAAUUUAUUUAAUGUGCAAACACCCAUUGUGCUGACAUUGCAACACAAUACGCGAUCAGAACAUGACAACGAAGUUGCUGAAAGAUUGAAAACCUGCAUUCAGAUCUUGUUCUUUUUUGAGCAGGUUACACACGGUAUGGCAUCCAUUGUGACGCCUUUAGGAUGCACAGAAUUGGAGUCCUCACUCGACGAGACGAUGAAAGAACUCAAGUCGUUUAGGAACGAUAUACGGAAUUGGAUUUCAUGGUGUGUCACACAACUCAUCAAAAUUGCCACCAUUGAAGACAAUCGAUUUAUUAUUUUUGAGAUUGUGAAAUGUAGACAUGUGGGUUCUUGGGCUGCAUUUAUGCUCCAAUUUCCAAUCAUUGAUUCCGACAGCAGCGUUGAUCAAUUUCUUGCCUUUUUCUCACUCUUCCUAACCCCUACGUAUAUCAAAGAAAAUGAACUCAUUCUUACUGAGGAUGAUUAUUUAAGCCUGUGGCAACAGCUACGAUUAUUUGAAAGUAUGGAUUAUAUAUUAUCAGGAUGCACACAACAAUUUUUCAAGGAAAAACAAUCUUCCUAUUUCACAUCCCUCUCGCGAGCAUUCUCCUUCAUUGAUACUGUUCUCUAUAUUCUAUACCAGGCCUUAAUUAAUUUUAGCAAGUCACCUUCUCAUUCCUCCUUUACUCGAAUGCUCUCACAAAACAUGGCGCGGCUUGUCCAGAUGGCUUCUAAUUCUAUAAGUCAAUUAGAAGGAGUGAGCACUGAAGACAUUGAGUAUUUAUUUAACAGUUUUUAUGUGAAGUGUUUUAAGGGACUUCUUUCUUCAACUUCAAACUUGUGGUCCUUCCUUUCCGAAUUACCAUAUGAAAUAAUUUCUGAAGCCUGUGCAUGUUCCAUAUUUUGGAUCAUGUUUAGAGACGAGAAAACUGUAGAUAUGAACAUUUCGUAUGACGUUUUGCGCGAUCUUGAUUUGUGGACGCACAAGUUGAAUGAAAACAAAACAUUGAGAAACAACUUUAUCACAAUGUUCCAACAGAAAGAAUGUGGAUACUUGUUCCCAGUGUUGUCUCGUUUGGGUUGUUCUCAUUCAUUUGGUCUUGCUUCAAUAAUUGUUCAUGAGUUAUUCCUGAUAGGAUUUAUUAAUGAUACAUCACGAGAUACGUACUUUAGAGAUGCUACAAAGAAUAUUGUUCUUAUUUGUGAAGCUCAUCCACGAUUAGUGUCUCUUGUAUUGGCACUUGUCACAAAAUAUUUAAAAUUUGUAGAUCGGUAUUCCCUAACUAUCUUCAAGCAGUUGCCAUUAAAGAGCUGGAAGAUCACCAAAGACAAGGAUUUGUCUCUCAUUGAAGAGCUUAUUCUCAAACCAAUGACCAGCACAGAACAUGAAUUGGCUCGAUUUAUUAUUGAAAAUCUUCCUUGGAGUGACGAUAUCAAAAAUGUACUUCUACCUUUAGAGGUACAACAAAGAUUGAUGCUUCUCGUUGCAAAAGCUGUUUCCUUUCAUCGAAAGGACUCACAAUACUCGUUUAUUAGAAAAGAUCCUUGGAAUGAACUUGAGGAAUGGGGCUACUCUAUUUUACAACGAGUGAAACUCUAUGAUGAGAUUCAAACACCUCUUGUGACCAUUCAUCCAACUGACCAUCCAACUCUAAGUGGUCUCUUACACAGCGUCGAGUCAUCCAAGAAGAAUAUUGAUGGAGUCAGCGCAUAUACCAUACUGUCUCUAAGUGAUGUUGGAACUUCUGUACAACGAUUUAAUGAAAUUGCUAAGGGUUGGCUCGAAUUAAUGAUCAACACCAAACCAAACAGAAGAGCUCUCAGAAUCAUGCUUGAAUUGAGCGUGAGAUUCUGUGAUAGCGCAAAGAAUUCCACUACCGAUGUCUCGUCCCCUAACUAUCUCACAUUUCAACCACACCUCGAUAAUAUUCUCAAUUUAGAUACGAACAAAUCAUUUCUUGGAAGAUUGGUUAACUCAGAAAGGGCUAUUGGAGAGUAUACAUGCAUUGUAUCCACAGGAAUUUGUAACUUCAUUGAAAAGCUUUUUGAGGCGCACAAACUUUCAACUCUGAAAAGUUUUGUAGCUUUUUGGGUGAAUGAAUUUAUCAAAGUGAGCUCCUGGACUACCAAUACUUGUUGCAUGUACAUUCUUAAUUCCAUUUGCAAGACUGUGCUACAACUGAACCUCGUUGGUCAAACAGGUCUUCCUAGUUACUUGUCUCAACUUGACGCCAUGGAAAAUUUUGGACUCUUCCCCACUGGUCUCUUUGGAUCUGCAACUACAAUUGUUCAUGCUCCUUUCUUUUCCAAAGACAUACGACCACAAACACAAUAUCCUCAUCUUUCAUUGUUUUAUUUACUGGGAAUUGCAUCUCAGGAAUUUCACAAAAGACAGCAAAUUGCCAAUUUAACCCUCUCCAGCAAUUUUCAAGCUGCCUCCAAAACAUUUGAUCCUGUACGGUUCUCAAUUUAUAGAAUAUUGUGCUAUUGCAUUGGUUUAUCCGAUAUCAUAGUGGAUCCUAACACGCCCUUGCCGAACGCGCAAGAAAUUCAUGCCUGCCUUCCUAUCUAUUGGCAACUCUUCUUUUAUUUAUAUUUCGAAAAACAACUCACAUCUGCAAACAUGGUCAGAUUCUUUGGCUAUCAGUUCUUAGAUAUUCCGAACAAGGAAAAGAUAAUGUCACAAAUUAUAGAAAAGUUAGAGAACCUCAAAGCCUUUUAUGGAAGAAAUACUUCUAUUUCCAAUAACGCUGCUACUUCCAUUGAGCUUUAUCAUGCCAUGGUGAUUUGGAUGAACUCUACUAAGGACUCUUUUUACACUUUGAUUAACAUGAUCAUGAAUCAAAAUACAGAUACAAUGGGCAGCACAAUACAGCCAUAUUUUCUACCAAGCAAAUUAGUGAGCGUUAUGAAUGAAGAUGUAUCGAAAGAUUGCUCCUUGCUGUGGUAUGAUUGUGUCGAUAGCUCUGUACUUCGUAUCAUCCAGGGAUCACAAGUUUCACAAUAUCUUUCUCUGAUUUAUCCAAAUUUGAAUCCUUCACAAAAGUUACUCACGAGGAAGAGUACUCGUUCGUUGAUUUUCAACAAUAGCAAAGUGGACCUCGCAUACCUGACAAAGAAAGAGAAAGAAACGAUGAAACUAAUUCCAUUGUUGCAGUCCUUCUAUGUGAACUAUUUGAAGAAAGGUUUUGUAGUGAAUAUUGCUGAUAUUGAUCCAAGUAUCAUUCGAAACUAUACAAGCAAAUAUUCGACCAAUAAGGAAACUCAUAUUAAUGCUGAUACCGAAUUUGUAACACUCUUUCCUCGAAUGUAUGACAAUGUUCGAAAACAAAAGGUUUUGGAAUUGAGAUGUUAUAAGGGCAUAUUUUGUAAAUGGCCUGGAAAAGUUCUAUUCUUUUAUGAUGAAUCAGAGGAGAACAAGGCCAUCACACAGCGAGUUGCAAACAAUAGAGCCCAUCUGUACAAAAUCUUAGAAUCUGAUUACGUUGAGCCAUAUUUGUGUGACUUGCUCCUUCGAUUAGACAUCACUCUGAGAAAUGUUGAAAGCCAACAAUUAGGAAGCUCCAUCUUUUACCAUCUUUUGCAUUACUAUCAAGCGAUUUGCAACAUGUUUCCACCUUUUCAAAAUAGUUUGGAGAGAAUUCUAAAGAGCUAUGCUGAAAAGUAUAUUCGAGACCAACCCCAUGAAAUGAUGGCUCUUAUGAGCACCAUAAUGAUAGACCCAGCUCGAACUGCUCUUCUUUCCUCGUUUUUCAAUCCAAUGCUUUCUCCUGAAUUGUGGUCAAGUUAUUUGAAAAAUCUCUACAUUGAGAAGCGAAAAAUGUUGUCAGGUAACAUGAUGUUACUUUAUUCAACAUUUAAUGUGGACGAAUGGUUAAAGAAUGAUUGUAGUUUAGAGUCAAGACAAGCAGUGAUCGAUCAUUGUAUUGAAGCUCUUAUCAUGUAUAGGCAUGACAUGACUGCUAAGGGAGUAUUGUCACGCACGGGUGAGCAGGAGAUUUUCAACUUUUAUCUUCAUCUCAUUCCUAAAUGUGUGAACCAUCAGUUUUCUGAGUUCUACAUUUACUCUGUUCGAAAAUUACUGCAAUUCAUUGCUGAUUUGCCAAGCGAAAUGAUUAGCACCUUCAAUCAGAUGGUUUUCCUUGAGGCCUCCAAUGAUGAUGUUCUUAGAGAGCACAUUGAUAUCACUCGAGAGUACUUAUGGAAAUCAAGAAAAGUUGGUAACCCUGUGUAUUCUGUAGUGCCAGCUCCAAAUGUGAAAGAACUUGUGGUCAUGAUUGAACGUAUUAUUUGCUCAUGCAAUUCUGCAUCUCCUCUUGUGGUUGAAAGUCAACAAAUAUUCGAAAUUAUUUGUAAGGUUUUUGAACCUUUAAUUUUCCCAGUGCCCACAAAUUCCAUUUCACAAUCCACUUCGUCUCUUGGCUCAGGGCAUUUCAUUUCUCCAUGGAUGGACAAGGAUCAUGCCACUGCAUCAUUCGUGGUUGCAUCAUUUGUGAAAUGUAUCAAAUUUGUGCUGCAAUUCAACAAGGACAUUUUAAAUCAUGUGUGGAAUUUGUAUUCCAAGUUUAUAUUUCCAAACAUGGAAACAAGUUGUGUCAAUAUUUAUAAUCAAGAGCUUACACAAAUUGAUUGGUCAACGUGGAGUGUCAUUAAUUUUGAUCAGAUCGCUCAACUCAGAGAAAUAUUGGACGAGCCUGUGAAAAGAUCUCUCAGCUCCAACGCUUCAACACACAGACUGUUUAUCAAAUCAAUCAUCACUUCCAUACCAUGGAUGAUCAUUGUCGACAGAAUUGUAAAGUGUGGCAUUGGAAAGGAUUUGACAAGUAGAUUUUAUUCAGACAUGCUUUGUUUAUUUGCUUCAGCUCUUCUCAAAAUGACUUCUUCACAACAAAUCGAUGAUACGCUUCUCAAUCUUGCAGAUACCACUCUAACCAUGAAUAUUGAAUGGAAUAGAAUGAAUGUUGAACAUUUCCAAAUGGCCUUGAAACAAUACAGUAAGAAUUUUAUGGAUAUUAAGGAGUAUGCUUACAAGUUGUCAAACAAACAUCUUGAGAUUGCAUUCAGAUUUUUGGAACAAGCAUGUAUCAGCAAUCAUUCUGGUCAUAUGGACGCCUCUAUCAUACAUAAUACUCAUGCCAGUCAUGUUGUUGACCAUGUCACCUACGAAUCUUCCUCACAUUAUCCAUUGUAUGAGGAAUCCAUUGAAAAUCCAAAUACUACAGCUGCCAGCACAAAACCUCUCAUUCUCUACUACAUUGAUUUUGUCAUUAGUACAAUUAGCUAUGUGUUGACGACACGCACACAACAAUCCACAUCAAAUGCAUCUAUUAUUGAGACCUACUUUUUGGGAGACAUUACAAAACCAUUUGUUUGGAUCAUGAAUGAGAUUGUCUCUCAAAAUGACUUUAAUACCAUUAUUGAACAACUACUUCAAUUGUUAACAUUUUGCAAUCAUCCAUACCCUGAAUUUGACAACAUUUUCCAAUUCCUCAUUUCCAAGCUCUUUGAACAUCCGCAACAAGUUGCACUUCCGCUUUUCAUUGCAGCCCAGUCCGUCAAGAAUUAUUCCAAAUGCGUCUUGUUGAUGGAAUUUGCCAUGAGAGCUUACUUGGGAACAAAACCAAUGUCUCCAUGGAAUGAACUUAUUUCAAACUUGUGGUUACCUCCCAAUGAAACUCUCAUUCGUCAAUUUUCAUCAGCGUGCAUUGAAAAGGGUUGUUCUUUAACUUUCUUUGUUCACAAUUUGAAGCGAUUAAUGGUUGAGAGAGGAUCCAUGAUGAUUAAUUUCGAAAAACUGGUUGGAGAAUAUAUUUUAAAUUCGAAUAUAUUUUGUAAGGAUCAAAUAGAUCUCAUACAAGUCAUCAAUGGAGGCAAUUACAGUGAUGCAUCCCAUUUGAAAUCAGAACUCUAUCUCAUUCCUGUGUGGUCACUCUACAUUAAUUUAUUGAUGGAAAAUAGACCUUCUCAUUUGGUACUUGUUGGAGACAAUACUUCUUCCGUCAUGAUGAUGUAUCCUCAAUUGCAACAACAGCAGUACAUUAAUGCAUUUUCACAGAGUAAGAGUGUCUUGUCCACACUUUGUUACUUGGAUUCACUAAUUGAUAGAAGCGCUUUUAUUGCUCCUCCACAACAGUUUUAUGCUGGGUUUGAAGGAAUUCUUGCAUUCACAAAUUUACUCCUCACCAUUAGUGAAGAUCGAAGCACGGAAAGUGCUCUUUCAAAAGUUGUCUCCUUCUUCUCGAAAAAGAAUACUCUGGAAGCGUACCAUGAAGAUUUCAAAACAUUUGCAAGAGCUUUGGGAGUGUUUUUAUUGCGUCACACUGCAAAAUUCCAUCCUGAUGAUCAGAAAGCAACCAAAGAAUAUCAAAAACUGAAAAAUGUGUUGGACAAGAAAUUAACAAAAACGAAUUUGGAUGCAAAGGAGAAGCGAUGUCUUGAAAUUUUAAAUCGAUAUCUAUCAAGUGAAAAUUAUGGAGAGAUGAACUUUUUAAUGGGGUUACAAUCGUUGAUGUUCGAAUUGUUGAAUGUCAUGUUUGACACAAAGCAAAUUACUGUGUUUCCUUAUUUUUGA
Messenger RNA from Naegleria lovaniensis, 8082 nucleotides. RefSeq lists its product as uncharacterized. The record is from RefSeq and is a predicted model, not a curated record. The coding region runs from base 1 to 8082 and encodes 2693 amino acids. Gene Ontology annotation, cellular component: cytoplasm. Gene Ontology annotation, biological process: autophagosome maturation. The transcript is spliced from 3 exons. Lineage: Eukaryota; Heterolobosea; Eutetramitea; Acrasida; Naegleriidae.